AUGCCUCAUAGUGACUUUGUCAUUCCGUCAAAUCUGACUCUAUCUCAAACUUUACAACUACUGUACUCUAUCGUUUUGAACCAAUUCAAGAACUAUGAAGAUAAGCUACAAAUUGAAGGCGAUGACUAUUCCUCACUAAAAAAACUAUCAAAAGCACUUUCUCAGAUUAUUUUGUACCUAAGUGAUGGUAUUAACAGAGUAGAGCAACAUUACAAAGUUGAAAACCUGUUCAUUCUAACAAAUGCUGAUGUUCAAGACAUUGUGAGAAAUCUCAGAAUUCUGGAUCAGGAUGUGAAAGCCAGCAAAAGAAACGUUGAUGCAAGAAUACAAACACUUAUUUCAGACAAACAUAAGUCCUUGCCCUCUUCAAAUAGUCAUUUUUCCCUGUCAACCCUUCUUAAGAAGACUAAACUCACAUCGCAGAAGAAGGAACAGCUGAAAAAAGAGCAGGAGGAAAGGGAAGCGAGAGAAGUGGAAGAAAUUAAGAAACAGAGAAAGUUACAGGAAGACCAACGUGCGAGAGAAAAACUAGCAAAGGAAAAAGAAUUGGAAAUUCAACAGGCCAAGCUUCUUGAACUAACGAUUAAGAAACAAGUUGAAAAGGAGAUGGCCUCAAGGUUAUCGCAUGACCGUAACGCUAAUCAACAAAAGGACAAUAAAAAAGGAAGCAGCACGGACGCAAUCGUGCCAGUUGCAGGACGCUCUUCUCUAGACUUCAAACGGCCGGCCAGGAGAUCGAUUGACCAGAUGCGAAGGAGAAGUUUGGACGGCGGUGCCAGAAGCAAGGGUUCUCAGGUUAGUUCGCACACUAGGCCUGUUUCUGAUGCUACUGCAGCUAAUAUUGAUAAUGUUAACAGGGCAGCUUAUGUCGCUUGGGCACAUGCUAAACCACCUUCCGAUAAGUCUGAUGCGCGAGGUAGAGCUUCUCCAACUACAGAGCGCGCUCAAGCACAAAGCUCCAGGACUAAAUAUGAAUACGUUAAACCGGUCAUUAAGCGUCCAACCAUCAGGAUUCCAAAAAGAGUAACUCCAGCUCAUAGAAAGGAAGCGGUGUUGGAGUCUGUGGAAGGAAAGAAGGAGCUCCAACGUCAAUCUUCUCAGGUAAGAUCUCCCAAAGUUACUUCACGCCGUUCUUUUUCACCCGGAAUUACAACGCCAACAUCCCCUAAUCCCUCGUCUCCUAAUAUUUCAUCGUCUUUCCAAGAAAAGGAGUUAUCACCAUUCGAAAAACGGAUCGAGCAUGUCAUGAAUACGCUUGAAGGGGUUGAUGUAGACGCGUGUCAACAGAUUCUUAAUGACAUAUUAAUAGUUGAUGAGAAGAUUUACUGGGACGACAUUGCUGGUUUGAACAAUGCCAAAAAUUCUCUUAAGGAGACUGUAGUUUAUCCUUUUUUGAGGCCAGAUCUUUUUAAGGGUUUGAGGGAACCAAUAUCCGGUAUGCUUCUAUUUGGACCUCCAGGAACUGGUAAAAGUAUGAUUGCGAAAGCUGUUGCAACUGAAUCGCGCUCGACUUUUUUCAGCAUAAGUGCUUCCUCGUUGCUAUCCAAAUAUCUGGGUGAAUCAGAGAAGUUGGUUAGGGCAUUGUUCUAUUUGGCGAAACGGUUGUCGCCAUCGAUUAUAUUCGUUGAUGAGAUAGACUCACUUUUAACUUCACGCUCGGAUAAUGAGAAUGAAUCAUCUAGGAGAAUCAAGACGGAAGUUCUUAUUCAGUGGUCAUCACUAUCUAGCGCUACUGCCAGGGAUAAAGAAGAGAGUGAUGCGGAAAGUGGAAGGGUAUUGGUCCUUGCUGCAACCAAUCUUCCUUGGGCAAUUGAUGAAGCAGCUAGAAGAAGGUUUUCUAGAAGGCUCUAUAUACCUCUUCCUGAGUAUGAGACUAGACUAAUACAUCUGAAGAAGCUACUAUCGCACCAAAAAAAUAGCCUAUCAAGUACUGAUUUUGAGAUUAUUGCAUCUCUUACUGAGGGGUACUCGGGGUCUGAUAUAACGGCACUCGCUAAAGAGGCAGCAAUGGAGCCAAUUAGGGAGCUCGGUGAUAAAUUAAUAGACGUGGAUUUUUCGAAGAUCAGAGGUAUAUGUGUCGGAGAUUUCGAAAAGGCCAUGCUUACGAUUAAAAAAAGUGUCUCGCCUGAUUCUUUACAAAAAUUCGAAGCCUGGGCUGCUGGUUUCGGCAGCACAGGUGCCUAA
Messenger RNA from Lachancea fermentati, 2184 nucleotides. NCBI's taxonomy places the organism in Eukaryota, Fungi, Ascomycota, Saccharomycetes, Saccharomycetales, Saccharomycetaceae. The record is from the annotation of a GenBank genome assembly.